This is a messenger RNA of Fonsecaea nubica, 1806 nucleotides long. RefSeq lists its product as hypothetical. NCBI's taxonomy places the organism in Eukaryota, Fungi, Ascomycota, Eurotiomycetes, Chaetothyriales, Herpotrichiellaceae. The record is from RefSeq and is a predicted model, not a curated record. The coding region runs from base 1 to 1806 and encodes 601 amino acids. The transcript has a single exon.
AUGUCUCAAGCACCCUCCCAGCCUGCGGAAUGGCUCGAGAGCUACGCGACGAACCGGCAUGACUGGCGGCAAACGUCAAAGGACGGCCGGGUCGUGUAUUACCGCCGCAUUGGCAUUGUCGAGGGCCUGUUCAACACGGACGGCACGGAUUUCGAGGGCAGAGCUGAUCUCACGAUGCACCUGCACGUGGAAAUGAGGACAUCUCUGUCGGCCGAAGCUCUGAGGGCACGCAUCUUGCUCACCUGGAGCGUCAUGCGGCAGAAACACGUCCUCCUCUCCGCCAGAGUCGCCAGCGCUGCUGAUUUGUUCGGCGGGCGACAGUCCUCCUUCGCACCCGCAGAGCGACUAUAUGUCUUUGAGCCGAGCAACGACGCGGGAAUGAUGUUGGCGGAGGCGAAAAAGCAUGCCGUGUUCGUCGAAGACUGGUAUCCGCGGGUGGACAUGGACGAGUUCUUCAUCCACACAUUGAACUCGAGUCGGUGCAUCGACGAGGCCCACGCGCUGAGCAGGCUCUAUGUCAUGCCGAUCCAGAAGGAUGCGGAUGGCCUGCAUCAGCUUCAUCUCAUGUUCAUCACUGGACACGAGAUUGUCGACGGCCUGACCUCGAUGCGAUGGAUGUCCUCGUUCAUCGACCUGCUCAACCAACCAGUCGAGCAACUGUCCUCGGAAGCGAGCCGUCUGUGCACAACGCCGCCGGUCGACAGGCUUCCGCCCGCGCAAGAAUCGCUAUAUCCCCCCAUGAAAGGAUCUCGCGCGAGACAGCGAUGGUCGUGGCUCCUGACUCGCAUGCUGCGCCACACCCGAGAACCACCUCCAGCGUCGUUCCAAAACCCGCUUCGACGAACGACAGCACUACCCCGAGCCGUUCCCCUCGACCCAAAGUUCUCCAAUGUUCUGGACUACACUCGGACACCGCCACUGAACACCUUCCCCCUCCGAGCGACUCUUGGCCCUGUCUCUACGAGGAGGUUGUCCAGAGUGUGCCGCGAGGCCCGAAUCAGCAUUGGGAGUGGGUGCUUCGCGCUGGUGGCGCUGGUGAUGAUGCUAUUCGAGGAAAAGCGCCACCCCCAUGUCCCCACGCACGAGCGUCUGCCCUUUGUGGGCUCCUUCCCCGUCAACCCGAGGCCGUUUCUCAGCGGCACCCCGACGACAGGCAAGGAGGACAGUCUGAUGCUGGCGUUCAGCGACGGCGUCACCCUGCCCUUCUUGACCGGCGACCUGGACCUGGAGGGCCGGCUGCGGCUGCUGGGCAAACAGGCGCACCGCCAGCUGCGCCAGUACCAGAAGCGGGCGAGGAGCGUGCAUGAAGAAGGCCACCUCGGUUCCAGGAGCCCCAGCCAGCUGCUGCCCCUGCUCUACCUGUCCACGUUGGAGUAUCUCGAGAGGAAGAGCCCACAGGCCAAGAAACGCGGCUGGACCGUCCAGGGCCAGUACCCGGCCAGCACAGGCUCCGGCCUGGCCACCUGUGGGGUGAGCUCAGUGGGCGCGCGAGGAUCCUUCAUCGCCUCGGGCAAGUACGACACGAGGGGCGACUCCUCGGCGUGGCCACCACCACCAUCGCCAGGACAAGCAGGACAGAAUCCCGGGCCACGAGACCUGGUGGCCGACUUCCGCGACCUGCACACCACGGUCCGCGCGAGGGAUGGCGAGUUUCUCGCCGGGGUCGUCGGUGAUGGCGACUAUUUGAUGUUCGGCGUCAGCUACGAUGGAUGUGCCAUUGACCCGGGUCGAGCGAGCGAGUGGAGGCUCGUCAUGGAGAGGAUCCUCGAGGAGGCAGACCCUGCGCGGCUGAUCUCCAAGCUGUGA